CCCUCAUGCACUCCUUUCUCACUCUGAUACUUCAAACGUCACUGCUCAAUCACAUUGCCCUUCAUCCCCCCCAGCAUGGCGAGCCUCAAGCUGGUAUGCUUGGCCCUAGUGGUCGGCCUCGUGGCGGUCGCUCCCCUCGCCUCAUCGAGCGUCAACUGCCCCCAGGUGCAGAGCUACGUGGCCCCUUGCCUCGUGUACUUGAGGCUUGGCGGGACGAUCCCCCAGGGCUGCUGCAGUGGCAUCAGGUCGCUCAAUGGCGCCGCCAAGACCACUCCCGACCGCCAAGCUGCCUGCCGGUGCCUGCAGGCCGCUGCCGGCAACAUGCGGGGCCUUAAGCCCGGCCUCGUGUCUGCGCUCCCGGGCAAGUGCGGCAUCAACAUCCCUUACAAGAUCAGCCCCGCCACCGACUGCAGCAGGGUGAGAUGAACGAGACGAGCGUUUUCGUGGCUGAGGAUGGGGAAAAUAAAGAUGGGUUCCGAACCCGUCGCUGCCAGGAGCUCCGCCUUGCGCGAGACGCUCCGAUCUGAAUCGAUGCUGUGUUUCUUUUACCUUUUCAUUUAACUUGUCUUGGUUUACAUCCCUCGUCGACGUUUAGCGCCGCCGUGAAUAAGUCAGCCACUGCAAUGCAAUAAAUAAUAUGUAUGUUUUUCGUGCCCUGA
Molecule: messenger RNA, 659 nt
Organism: Rhodamnia argentea
Lineage: Eukaryota; Viridiplantae; Streptophyta; Magnoliopsida; Myrtales; Myrtaceae
Product: non-specific lipid-transfer protein 1-like
Exons: 2
Coding region: 76-426 (116 amino acids)
Biological process (GO): lipid transport
Cellular component (GO): membrane
Molecular function (GO): lipid binding
Source: RefSeq, a predicted model, not a curated record